This is a messenger RNA of Cynoglossus semilaevis (tongue sole), 6340 nucleotides long. Its product is annotated as disintegrin and metalloproteinase domain-containing protein 12. Bases 443 to 3370 code for a protein of 975 amino acids. The record is from RefSeq and is a predicted model, not a curated record. The transcript has 23 exons. NCBI's taxonomy places the organism in Eukaryota, Metazoa, Chordata, Actinopteri, Pleuronectiformes, Cynoglossidae. Gene Ontology annotation, molecular function: metalloendopeptidase activity. Gene Ontology annotation, biological process: proteolysis.
AGUGUUGGAGCCGGGGCUGGCUCUAGGACCUUGAGGAGCCGUUCAUUGAAGCACAUGGUUGCAACUCAUAAGACAACACUUCUCAGCAGUAAUUGCCCUGGAAUUGAUGUCACUCCAGCGGGUGACCCCGGCAGUGUCGAGUGUCACCGUGCACCGCUCGCUUCACUUCCUCUGCCACAUCUCUGAGUGCGCUCCGCCGCUGCAGCUGCAUCUCUCUGUGACUUGGACACUCUUGAAUGGAGAAAGUGCACGGAGCAGAAUCAGCUGUUGUCGGGAUUUCCGAAAGCCCACACUUACUUGAUCAUAUUUCAGGAAGUCGUUUUAUUUUGGGGUGGUCGGGGCUCCUGCACAUCAGCUGUUGCUGAGCUGGGGGAAAGCCGUGCGAUGGCUGCGCUGCAGUGAAACAGUGAAGACUGUCCCGUCCAAGCGUCAGCCGGGCAUCAUGAUCCCCGGUACACGGAGCCGGAACUUUGUUAUUCUGACAGUGUUCCAGGCUUUAACUGUUCCUCUGUGGGUGUGCGGCAGCCUGAUCUCCACACAUGCUGAGGGAAAAAGUUUGGGAACAACAGAUCAACAGUUAACAGCAGCCAGGCAGAAACACUACCAGACUACAGUGCCUCUUCUCCAUGAUGGGAACGACUGGAAACCAAUCACCAAACUGAAACCUCAGAGUCACCCUGCAUCACUGAGGCUCCUGAUUGAAGCGGAAGGUGAGAAGCUGCUCCUGGCUUUGGAGAAAAAUGAGGGGCUUUUUGCGAGAAACUACACAGAAACCCAUUACCUGGAGGAUGGCAGUGCAGUCACAGACUUUCACAACUUCACGGCGAACUGCUAUUACCACGGUGAGGUGGAGGGUCGGGUAAACUCGGACGUCAGCCUCAGUACCUGCGCUGGGAUUAGGGGUUUCAUAUCUUUUGAUAACAAGUCCUACGUACUGGAACCAUCACCUGAUGACACUGAUGGGACUCACUGGAUCUACUCGGCCAAACAUCUCAGUUUCCCUCCCGGCUCCUGUGGCCAUGAUUUCAACAUCUCUUAUCCACGUGAACAAGCAGACAGCAGUCCAUUCAGGACCUUCAGUACAAGGAACAAACGUCAUACCCAGACGACGACCAAGUACGUGGAGCUGAUCGUCGUGGCUGAUAACAGAGAGUUUCAGAAGCAGGGAAAGGACAUGGAGAGGGUCAAGCAGCGACUGGCUGAGAUCACCAAUUACGUGGACAAGUUCUACAGGGCACUGAAUAUCAGGGUGGCACUGGUGGGUUUGGAGGUGUGGAGUGACGUGGAUAAGUGUCCCAUCACCCAGGACCCUUUCACCACCCUGCAUGAGUUCCUGGACUGGAGGAAGGUCAAGCUGCUGCCCCAGAAGCCACAUGACAAUGCCCAGCUGAUCAGUGGGGUGUAUUUCCAGGGCACCACCAUUGGUAUGGCACCCAUCAUGAGCAUGUGCACAGCAGACCAGUCAGGAGGAAUCGUCAUGGACCAUUCAGACAACCCCUUGGGGGCUGCAGUUACACUGGCUCAUGAGCUCGGACACAACUUCGGAAUGAACCAUGACACGCCAGAGAGGGGGUGUGGCUGCAGGGUGACAGUGGACCGUGGUGGCUGCAUCAUGACUCCAUCCACUGGGUAUCCUUUCCCAACGGUGUUCAGCAGCUGCAGCAAAAAAGACCUGACGGCCAGUUUUGAGAAAGGCGUGGGGAUGUGUCUCUUCAACAUGCCCGAGGUCAAAGUGCUGUACGGUGGGCAGAAAUGCGGCAACGGCUACGUGGAGGAGGGAGAAGAGUGUGACUGUGGUGAACUGGAGGAAUGUAUGAAUCCCUGCUGCAAUGCUACGACCUGCACUCUCAAGGGGGAUGCUGUCUGCGCACACGGACAGUGCUGCCAGGACUGUCAGCUGAAGCCAGCAGGAACCCCCUGCCGUGACGCCAGUAACUCAUGUGAUCUGCCGGAGUUCUGCAACGGCACCAGCCCUCACUGUCCCGCCAACGUCUACCUUCACGACGGCCACGCGUGCCACAGUGUUGACGGCUACUGCUAUAAUGGCAUCUGUCAGACCCACGAGCAGCAGUGUAUCACACUGUGGGGACAAGGAGCAAAGCCGGCACCUGGAAUCUGCUUUGAGAAGGUCAACUCAGCAGGUGACCCUUAUGGCAACUGCGGAAAGGAUGCCAAAGGAUCCUUUGCUAAAUGUGAAGCACGAGAUGCUAAAUGUGGCAAAAUCCAGUGUCAGGGAGGAGCGAACCGCCCUGUGAUUGGCACAAACGCAGUUUCCAUCGAGACUAAUAUACCCCUGCGGGACGGGGGGAGGAUACUGUGCAGAGGUACACACGUCUACCUGGGGGACGACAUGCCCGACCCUGGCCUGGUGCUGACGGGCACCAAGUGCGGAGAUGGCAUGAUGUGUCUGAAUCGUCAGUGUCAGAACGUCAGUGUUUUUGGUGUCCACGAUUGCUCAGCUAAGUGCAGCGGACGAGGGAUCUGCAACAAUAAAAAGAACUGUCACUGUGAAGCUCACUGGGCACCUCCAUUCUGUGACAGGACAGGGUUGGGAGGGAGCGUGGACAGUGGUCCCAUCAGGUUCGCAGAUACCACAAACCUGACGGUGGGCAUCCUGGUGGUUCUUCUCACCAUCCUGGCUGCUGCUCUGAUCGUCUACAUCAAGAGAAAAACUCUACUGAGUUUGCUGCACAACACUAAAAAGAAUCCAAUCGAGAAACUCAGAUCUGUAAGUGCAGCAGUCAGCCGACCAUCCACUCGAAGCCGGUCUCCAUCAGUGAGCACAACUUCUGCCUCUGGGCCAGCCCCGCCUCCGCCACAUGGCGCUGCCAUCUUCAAGCCGUCACAGCAGGGGCCGGAGACGGCGGGUCCACCAGCUCCUUACCCCUGCCACAGCCUGCGCAGACUGCCCCAGUGCCCCCCAGUUCACCUUAGCCAUCCUGUCCUCCUGUCACUCCCCAUGUCCCUGUCCCCAAACCCUGGACAGCUCAGACCUUUGGUGCCUCCACCUCACAGAGCUGCUGCUCCUCACAGAGCUGCUGCUCCUCACAUCCAUGCAGUACCGAGGGGGGCUUCAUUUCGCGCCACUCCGAACCAUAACUCCUGUAGGACGGUCACGGAGUUGCAGAAACCCAGCCCUCCACAAAAGCCCCUGCCUGCUGAUCCAAGGAGCUCUCGUCUGGUUAGAAGUCCUACAGUAGUGCAGGGCCAGUCCAUAGUCCAAGGCCCUUCUGCUGUGUGUGGCCCUGCACCAAAACCUCGUGCACCAAGACCCAUGAGACCUAGCCCACAUCCGAACAGACCCAGUCCCAAACAUCCUCCCACUCUACCAAAGCCUUUCGUAAUUGCAAAUGUCAAAUACAGCAGCUGAGACGUUGGCCAAAAGGGACGCUGAUGUGAAUAAGACACUAAAGAAAUUGCACUAAAAAAAACUCAACAUAUAUAUAUAUAAAAAAAACCAGAUGGUUACUUCCCUGACUUUUGAAUCAGAGAGACCAGUGUUGUCCCUUUGGUGCUCUGUCUCUGAAUGGUGCUACGAGUCUGCGCUCAGGUACAUGUAAAGUAUUUAUAAUGUGUAUUUAUUGCCACACAGUGCACUGUGCCAGACACUUUUACUACACAGUAGAAAUGUGGACAUUUGAAUUUGAUGUUUUUGAAUCAACAUUACACGCUCAUUUUCUUUCACCUUCUAGUGAGGUAAGGGAUGGGAAACAGUAAAAUUGUGAUAGCACAAAGAGUGGGCACCACUAUAAGACAGGACUACCUUUCCAAAUGGAUUAUGAUUUGGUUGUGAACACUGUAUGAAUAAUGACGGUAGACUAGAGAGGCAUUAUAACACAGAGUUUACUAUGUACCAGGAUGGUGUAUUUGUGUACAUCACAUUAACCAGUGUCAUUUUUUUUCCAUUUACAAAGAUCUACAGUUCAACAAAAGGGCUCCCUAUUUGAAAAUACAACAGACCACUUUGCCCUUUUUAUUUAAUACAUUGUCAAACCGAUGACCCAACCCUUACUUUACAGUAGCUCUUAAAAUCCCCUUACCCCUAAUCCUAACCCAUAUCUUAUUUUUUAAAUGAAAAAAAGUGCCAUUUUUACAUCUUUUUGCAGUAUUGUCAAGUUGUACUGAUACUUCAGUGUGUAUUAUGAAGGGAACCUGUUCCAUAUACAUAUGUAAAGAGUGAAGAGUUACUGAUGAAUGAUGGGUGAAGUGUAGAGAACAGUUUUUUAACCAACCACAGUGAGAAAGUUUUUUGAAAGGUUAAAAAAAAAAUUCCGUCUCGUAGCCCAACCAAACUGAAAAUCUAGACGAAAGAAAGGAAAAGAGAUUCUUCCUUCAGCGGCUCGACCAUGUGUCUGUCAGCAUGAUUAAGAAAACUCAAACACUGUGAAGCCCUAACUUAUUUAUAUUAUAGAGCAGUGACAAGUGGGAUUGUGAAAUGUCACUGAUUUGCCAUUUCCUUUGUAAUAACAAGCCCCCGAGAAGCCCCCACCAGGGAUGCUGGUGCUGGGGUAUGAACUGAGCGUGGAUCUAAAAUGAGCCGAGAUCAGUCAGACAUUUAUUUCCCAGAGAGAGUAGCCUUUCCAAGGUAAUUAAGGUCGAUGGUGUUGGAUAUUUGCAAGUAUGUGUCAAAAAGCAGCUGUAAGUCACUGAUGCUGAGUCUAUUCAGAUCAACUUUACCUUUUGGGUUUUUCUUUUCUCAUCCUAGAUACAUAAAUCUGACGUGAGAAUGGAACAGCUUUGUCUUUUGCUUCUACAGAUUUACUGCACCGCAGUGCAGCAUAUAUCCACUCACUUUCUGCAGCGUUUCUGUUAGGCACAGCUUUUAUAGAAAUCCAUAGACUGAGAAGUGACAAAACCUGAACGUCGGACAGUUGUUCACCUUUGAUACUGUUUCUAUAUGUUGUCUCUUAUUCAUUGCUAUUUUUUAAGUUGCUCUUUUCAGGUCUCCAUGUCCUUGUACUAACAGACAGCCACUGGACUGAACCCUAUAUCCAUGAACUCUGUGCUUUGGUAUGUUUCACCUGUGAACACAUUUUUGCAGAGUGUUUUUUUAAGUGAAAAAUGUUUGAUACGUUACAUGUUAAAGAAAAAAAAAACAGCUUUGUCAGUGUGUGAUCACGGUGUUUUGAUCGCUGCCGCAGUACAAGUAAAAACUGUCUUUUUCCAAACGCAGAGAAGUCAUUAAUGUGGAGUUGUUGUUUUUUUUGUUUGUUUGUGUUUUCAACCACAGAGGCCUAAAAUGAAUAUGUCAACUUGAUGAAAGACGCAGUUGUACAAAGGCAGUUUUAUUGCAGUUCUACUCUGAUAGAAUACCAAGCUGUAACUUAAAAUAAAAAAAACACCACGACAGCGUUUAGCAAAGUAGAACCAUGAAGUCCGUAGCCUCUAGUGGUUAUGUUGUGCUCGUACACAAAAAGAUAAUAAUGGACUAGAAUAAAGGACACAGCAUGUCAGUGUAAAGGACCAGACAAAAAGGCUCAUGAAACCUGAUUUUAACAUCAAAUAAAUACAGAGAGGGAGUGACAGUUUUGUUCCCUUAAAAGGAUUUAAAAAGUUGAGGAGAGUGCACAUGCUCUCUUAGUGUUUGGUGUCCUCUCAGUAGAGGCUAGAAAAACACAUGAUUCAUGAUUCCAAGCAUUUUAUUUUGUGUGGUUAACAUGACCUCUGUCUCAUCUUAGAGAGUUUUUUUUUAUUCAUGUAAACAUUUGUUGUUUUGACAGGGGGUGGUGACCAUGAGUUCUUUCCUGCAUUGCUGUUUGUGCUAUGAUUUAGCCGAGUUGACAAAAUUGUUUUUUCACUAUUGUCUGAGCUCUGACCCAGUUCAUAGAUGAAUAGGACAAGGCCAGCCAUUGUGAUUGUAUAGGACCGGGACAGUGUCAAACAAGCUGGAUAAGGACAAAGAAAAGGCUGUGUGUUUUAUAUUUCAACAUUGAAAAAAAGGCAUUUAAUUAAAAAUGAUUUGCAGGGCAUAUACACCAUUUAAGGCCACACAUUUGAGAUUAAGAUCUUAAUUUUUUUUUUUUCAUGUGGUCCUUUUUGUCCUACUACAAAUAAUUCACAUCCUGGUCCUUCUCCUUUUAGCUGCCCCCUUCAGGAGUCGCCAAACUGUUUCCACAUGGCUUUGAAUGAGAUCAGAAAAAUGGCAAUGGGACCAAGACUGUUUUAUUGAAUCCAACAUCAUCACAUACACUGUAGAUGUGGUAAUACAGUAUACUACAGAGCGGUGGUUCCCAACUACCAUGCUGCAGAACACCAGUGUACCACAACAGAUUACCAUGUGUAGCAUAGAAAAUGAUCGUUUUUAUUUUAUUGAUCUGAACAUCAGUGUUUAUUUACUACA